CUGCAGGCACUGCAGUCGGCGCGAGACCGCGCUACCGUAAGUCUCGAGAAGGGAGUGUUGCGCGUUUACGCAAGCGCCUGUUUGGCCCUUCUGUGUGAAGAGAUAUCAUCGUACUCCGAAAUCAGCCCUUGGGAUUUACCGGAUGAAAAAAAACACUGAGUUCGCGUGCGAGUUUCGUUCUUGUUAUUGUUAUUCAGCGAACGGACUGUUUUUUGUUUUUUCCUCUCCCCGUUUGCAAAAAACAAGUACACGCCUACGUUCUGUCGGCUCGAGGAGAGGAGAGUGUUCGCCGAAGGACUGUGCGACGACGAGGUGUUCUCAUCUCCCGAUGUGCAUUGGCAGACAAGUGUCGUGACUCUGCGCGAGGCUCGCGAUAAUACACUUGUUCGCAUCCAUGUAACGACUGUGUGCGGUUGAUGGUAUAAGAGAAGAUCAGUGAUCGAAACACGUGUGCGCGAGUCGCGCAGAUAAUCGUCAGCAGCGAGCCUCUUCCUCGGAAGAUAACAAAGCGCAAGUGUCGCGGCCAACGAGCCGACGUGAGGAGUGAAGCUGGGUCUCGCGGUGGAAGGAUUCGAGCCCCGAGCGCCGGACGGAUGCGACUUGUGCGCCGGAGAUUUUAAAGAGCACUGGGUGAGUUUGACAAACGCAAAAUCGACCGACACUUAAUACGGCAUUGACAACCCACGUAAGUUACCGAGGGAAACGCCCUUGAACCGCUACGGGAGCCUCUACCAGAAGUCUGAGGAAGCAGCCGGCAGUACGGUGGUAGCCGAGGCGGAGAGAGGAGGAGCAGCAGGCGGCGUCAUAGGGGGCCCAGGCGGCGGGUGCCGCGCUACCUCGAUGACGAUGGCCGAGAGCGCCGUGGAGGACGCCGCCGCAGCGCCACCCGGCCCGGCGAAGCCGCCCCCACCCUCCUGCACCAACAACAACACUCUGGCGGCAACGGCCAACCGCAACCACCACCACCGCAGCCUCUCUAGCUCGUCGAGCUCGUCCCAGACCAGGAAGCGCAAGUGCCUCUCCCAGGUCGUCGACAUCCUGCAGCACCGCGGCGGCUCGCCCAGCGAAACGGCCAAGUACUCCAACAGCGCCCCCAGCGUCGCGACUCCCAACGCCAACAGCACUAGCAGCAGCCAGGCCAACGCGAGGUACGACAGCAACAGCACGUUGCCAUCCGAAGGUGAGGACGAGGACGUCUUCGGCUCCUCUCCCAGGUCGUCGUCCAGGUCGAACGUAGAGAGCCCCGGGCCGCUCAGUAGUGGCUUCAUGCCCUCCGUCAGGUCCAAGGACGAGACGACGACGCCCAACGGACCCAACUCCAGACUCGACUCCCAUGAGGACGAGCCGCCCACCAAGCACCGGAACCACAGUCACAAGAACAACAACCAUCACAAUCACAACCACCAGCACGAGCACCGUAACAACCACCACAACCACAACGGCAGCAACAGUCACGUACCACCGCCACUCUACUCGGGCUGCAGCUGCAUGCACUGCUCGUCCUCGCCCAUCAUGAUGCCCUCGCCCACCUCGCCGCUGACUCCGCUGACGCCUCUGACGCCGUUAACGCCGUUGAGCUUCACGCCCCUCGCGACGCCGGUCUCGCCAUCUAGCUUCAGCUUCGAGCACUACCUUCAUACCAAGUACCUGCCCAACCUGAGUCGGAACCGAAGUCAUUCGGACUCCGACGAGCCCAGCUGGGAUCAGCAGCAGACGCACCAGAGCCAGAGGCCGCCCUCCUCGAUCUCCAUAUCGUCGCUGAUCGGAAACCUACCGCGCAGCGGCUCCCUCGAGUCCGACACGACGUCCAGUCCCCAGGACUCGCCCCUCGACCUGUCCAUGAAGAAUCUCCCGGCCGUGAGCAUGGCCAGGCCGCCGGCACUGCAGCUCCUGCCUCCGGGUCUCAUGUCCCGGGGCUCGGUGAGCGUGCCGGUGGUACGGGGUGACGUGGCUUCGCCCACGACGAAGGAGAGCGUGGCCAUCCGGUACAACCUGGAGGUCUCACCGGUGGUGGAGGAGAUGCCGCCGGGCGCGGACAUGGCCUACGUGUGCCCGGUCUGCGGACAGAUGUUCAGCCUUCACGAUCGGUUGGCCAAGCACAUGGCCUCGCGGCAUCGGCGCCACGGCACCCAGGACUCCACGGCCAAAGCCUACCUCUGCAACGUCUGCAAUCGCAGCUUCGCCAGGUCGGACAUGCUCACGAGGCACACGCGGCUGCACACCGGGGACAAGCCCUACACCUGCAAGACCUGCGGGCAGGUCUUCAGCAGGUCGGAUCACUUGAGCACCCACCAGCGCACCCACACCGGCGAGAAGCCGUACAAGUGUCCGCAGUGCAUCUACGCCGCCUGCCGAAGGGACAUGAUCACCAGGCACAUGAGGAUUCACAGCAAGUACUCCGACAGCUCGAUGGGCCGACAGCAGGACGCCAAGUCUGAAAUGCCCGAGAGCCCGACCGGCUACAGCAACGGGCAGCAGUCGCCGAUGAUCAAGACCGAAUGACGCUUACCCGCGGGAUGAUCCGCUAGAAAGAGGUCCCAGCUGCUGUAAUUUUCAAGAUCGAGAACGUUCUUUUCUCGUCGCUGACGACGACGUUGGUUGUGGUCUCCGCACGAUCGAAUCGCCGACGGAUACGCGCGAGAUUGAAGCGGGGCAACGCGACGACGAGCGCGGUUUUAUUGCGAACAAGAUUGACGGCUGAGCAGCGAGGAGUUUGCGAACACGAGAUACUUUUUACGCGAAGGUCCCGGAAUUUCCGCGGUCCGGACUCGUGUGUACACACAUGCACACACAGCGUGGAAGCAGCGUCGAUCAGUAUUAUCGCAUCUCUGUACGCCUACGAGUCUGUCUCUCUGAAUGGUUUUUGUUUUUGCUCUCUACAUUAUUAUCAUUAUUACUAUUGCUAUUUUGUACUCGUUGUUUCUUCACGACUAUCGUUCGUUUUUUUUUUCACUUCUAUGCCAUUUCGUUGAGAGAGAGAGGAGACGAGUAGACUUUUUUCUCUUUCAAGACGUGCGUUAUUUAGUUGUAAAGACAGAUUGCUCUUCCGAUGGGGCAAAGAUCUUUGUGACGCUCUAUCAACACGUUUGUGGAAAAUAAUAAAAAGUAACCUUUCGAACAAAAUAAAAAGGUGGAAUUAUUCGACAGGGUGUCGAAGCUUUUAUUAGAUUUUUUGAAUUUUAUACUAUUUAUAUAAACAUACGAGAAACUGAGUGAAACAUAGGUUUAAUCGACGAAGAAACAAAAAAGGAAAAUUGGCAAUUUUAAAUUGGCAAAUUUGCGAAAUUAUUAUAUUGACGUAUAGAGUAGAAAACUCGCGUAGGUUGUUUCUUAUGUAGCUUAUUUCUUUAUAAAAACGAGGGUCAAGCUCUCUAAAAACAGCAAAAACUUAAAUUUAAGUUGCGCAAGAGCAAAAGGCAUUUCCGCUCAAGUGAAAAGGUGAAAAGUAAAAAAACGGUGCUUAAAGGCUUAGUGUUAAUUCAAGAAAUGUAAAUAUUUGUGAAGCUUCGCGAGAUACUUGGGAAACACCUUCGCUGUAUACUCGUUGUUACAUUUCUCUGCUGUUUGCCUUCCACACACACGUAUACAUACACAUACUUAUAUAUUAUACGUGUAUAAAGAUAUACGUAUGCAGACACACACAAAGAAGCGCGCAGUCCUACCUAUCGCGGAUCUCGCGAAAGUAUCCAUUAUGUGCCAAAUUUUGAAGGUCAGUCUAUAGGCGAACUAACCUAACCACAACUCUCCGAUUGUCAUUUAUAUAUAAUGUAACAACACACAUAUAUAUAUAUAUAUAUAUAUAUAUAUAUAUAUAUAUAUAUAUACACGCACGCGCGAUAAAAACGUGUAAUGUCGUCUUCUUCCAGACGUUUUUCUGUCGAUUCACUUUUGAUGAACCUGGAAGACUUAAGUACGCGAGUGGCCGCUCUCUAAUGGGGAAAAAUUCAAAACGCUAAAAAAUUUAUUUAUUUGUUUGCCUUUUAACCGGCGUUCGGCAACAAAAAAUGCGAAUGCACGUUGAAAAUUAUUUAUUGAUAUAUUAUUAUUAUAAAUACUAUUUACUUUUUUGUAAAAAUUAAAAAAAAUCUUUUUUUAUCGUAAGUUCGAUACUUGAAAGUUGCUUUCUUUUACGAAACUAUUCUUUGCGAGAAAACAUGUACCUGCGAAAUGAACAAAAAAUUGUGCUAACACAAUUUAAAAAAUCACUUCAAGAGACCGAGCGUUUGUUAAUGAGUGAAAGUUACUUUUUUGUAAUAUUAGUACUUUAAGGUUGUCGUUGCUCUAUUAUACCAAUAUUAGGAGAUGCGGAAAAGAGGAUUUGCGAAAUUAUUCAGUGAGCAAGGUUACCUAUUUAGAAAACGAUAAAAGUGCAGAAAAAAAAAUUAUGAAAAAUCCCUAUCAUAUAGAAGAAAAAGUUUGUUAGGUAGUUCGGUCAAGGCAGGCCAUGACCACGUAAGCGUAAAUGAAAAGAAGAUGAAAUCCACGAGAGACGCAUGACAAAAAUUUGUAACCGCGGACCAAGCAAAAGUAAAACAAAACCUCAAAGGGCGUCCAAAGGACCUUAACGAUCUUCUAACUGUGAAAUGAAAAGUAAUCUUUUCACCACUACUGUGUCCCACCUCUCCGUCGUAAGAUGUGCGUGUUCCAUAAUUAUUAUAAUAAUGAUAACAAAUGAUGAUGAAGAAUGAAAACGAAACAAAAACAAAAUGUUGAACAAUGCCGCGAGUAUACUCAAAGUUUCCGCAGAACCAGUGACGUCGUUAUAUAUAGAGAAAAGUUGUGAGCUCUUCUAAUAUCGAAGAAGACCACACAAUUGGUUAAUAUUGCGCGGGAGCGAGUCGAAUCUCUAUCUGUAUAUUUUUGUACAGAAAUGUUUUUCUAGUACGUACCUUAACUAAGUGUUUAAGAGACGCCGAGUGAUAGAUUUUUAAGGAGGACUCUUUAAGUAUAGGAAACAAAGGUGGUAAGAAGAGCUUGUUUUAUUUACCGAGUACUUACUUCCGCUCUUUCUCUCUUUGUAAAAUAAUGGAAAUAAAAAAUGCUUGCCACUUUACUUGCCCCUUCUAUAUAUCCCAGCAUCAGUGCACCGUAACUCGUUAACGAGGAUUAAAGCCAGCGAAACACGACCGACAGUGUGAUUCGAGAGCGAAAUACCGAGAACGCUUAUUGUACAAGUUUUUCCUUUAUUAUUAUUAUUAUUAUUAUUAUUAUUAUUAUUAUUAUUAUUAUUGUGAAUUAUAUCGUUUUUUGUUUGCAAAAUUACGCUGUGUUUAUAAUUAUAUCAUAAAAGGCUCGAGGAUGUGUUGAGUAUGCGCGCUUGAACUGAGUUUUUUCUUUUUUAAAUUUGACGUUUUGUGGUAUAAAUAUUAUUAUUCUGUAAGGUUUCUUCUGUAAUAUUUCUCAAUCGAUCCUCGAUCCCUCACGAAACGAGCAAAAAAGAUGAAGAAUUCAACAAGUUACGAUGCGAGACACAUGCGAGCGGAAUAUAAAGCAGUUAACGAUUAGCGUGACAGACAAUCCGUUUUUUUUUGUAAUUAUCAUCUCGAUACUUAGCCAUGAAUACGUUUCGUGACGUAAUCAUUACUAUUUUCAUUAUUAGUUAUUACUAUUAUUAAUUAUUAUUACAAUUAUUAUAUUAUCAUUAUUAUUAUUAUUUAGUAACGUUAUUAAUCAAUGUUGUAUGCUUCUAUUAUUUAUUUUGUUAUCCCGUUUAUAAAUCAAACCGCAUCCCGAAGAAUAUACCUUGUGCAGCCCAUCCAUUUAAUCCUCCAACGGAUCAUCAUUACUAUUUUCUAUUAUUAUUACGAUUACUAUUAAAUAAAACGAUACUGUAAAAUCUGUCGUCGACGGCCAGUCUGACUCUCUUUUUUCCCUCGCAGCUCGCAGCGGCGCGCAUGAGUCAUGGUUAACUCUUUUUUUGUAAUUAAUGAAUGAAAAAAUUGUGUGUUAAUGCAUUUACGUCGUUUUUUCGUCGUGAUAUUAAGUUCCUCCCUUAACCUUCGCAUGAAAUAAUGCACUUCGAAGUCGUUGCGCGUGAGUCAGUGCGAAGCUGCUGCGAAAAGGUGGACAGAGAGAGAGAGAGAGACUGGCGUCGAUGAGAGGAAAGACAAAAAAAUACAUAUGCCAUUUCUCGAGAGAUGAGAGCGAAGAUACGAAUGCCUUUGUAAAUUAUUAAUAUUGACUACAAUGUGUAAGUUUAUUUAUAAAAGAAAAAUUAUGUUGUUUUUUUACAACAUGUGCCAGAAUUGAAAAAUAUAAUUUUUUUAAACGAACUUCUGUUUAUUUGAAUUUUAUUUAUUUAUCGUUUCGCCACCAUACACCAUCCAUCCACAUGCCCACUUCAUUUAAUAUUUAGUUACGAUCGAUUUAUUUUGGCUUUACACGUAGAAAAAUGUACGAGGAAAGGAAACAUCGUGCCUUGAACAAUGACGAAUUAUGGACUUACGUGGUGCAUCGAACCGUCGCUUGGGACAUAUCAUUUUGUUGUUGAUAAAUGUGUAUAACACAAUUGCAUACAUAGAUCGAUGAGAUGAUGAUGGAAAUGGUAACCAUUUAAAAAAGAAUGAUUAAAGAAACCUAGUCAAUAUAGAAAUAUACGUGUCUAAUACAAAUAUAGAAUCUUCUUCGUGAUUCAAACAACGUUUGGACACCUACUACUCGAACUCGAGCUUCUGUCGUUUUUAAGAAACUAUAUAUUAAAUUAUUCGCUGUAUCUGUGUAUACUGAAAUUGAAGUCACGUUGUACAUAGGCUGUAUAAUGUAGGAAAGACUGAGAAGCACGUUACCUUCAAUGAUAGAAGAUAUACUUUAACGCUUUGUCCUUAUUAUUACCAAAACGGAAAAUAUGUAAACAAAUUCAUAACGUGAUUGAUUGGAUAUAUGUAACGUUGUUUGCUCAAUUGUUCAAUAUGUCGAAAGAAAAUAAUUGCCCUUAGCAAUAUUUAUAAGACGGAUGCCAUGUCAUCAAAUGUUUUUGUAAUUUUGAGAAAGCAGAAGUUCGAAAAAAACGUUUAGGGUAGACUACAAAAUAAAAACGCUCUCUUGGUAAAUCUCGAAAGUACGUUUCUUCGAAUGCUACGUUCGCAUCCCAAACACAUUCUCCCGAGGAUGGUGUCCCAUUUUCGAAAUCAAGCGCAGCGCAGCGCCCGGUUUAAGGGUCAAUUACAAGCUCAGUCUCUCCUACAACAUUGUGCACACAAUGGCAAGCGGAAAGCUGCACUAAAAAAGCUAAAAGCAUAUAAUAUACAUACGUUAAAACCGUUUAUUACAAAAUAUCUUGUACCGUUACUCGAUUUGAAACCCACUGAUCAUCGACAAUAAAGCAAGGGAGACAGUCGAGCGUUUGCGCGCGUCAUUUGAACAUUCCGAAAGAGGGAGUAUAGAGAGAAGGUGUAAAAACGCGGGCAGCUCAUUUAUUUCGGAAUAAAAUGCUCGCGGGGUAAACGCACCAAAACUUCCAAAAAGGAUGUCGGUGUACAUACAUACGCGCAUGUGGUUGUAGAUACAUAUGUAGAUGCGGUGUGUAUAAAGCGCUGUUUGCCUGCGAGAGAAGCGAGAGUAUAAGCAUAAUAAACGAGAGGGAAACGGAAUUCUUUGCGAGUGAGAGAGAAAGAGAGAGAGAGAGAGGAACUGAUACUGAAAGUUUCCGCUUCAUGUUUUUGGUUCCAAGGGAGCCUUCUUGAAUUUCAGUAGUAGGAUAUCCAUCAUAUUUAGAAUGAAAACAUAGAGGAUUUUAGAACUUGGAUUAAAUCGUUCAAUCUGUGUCUAUACUAUUGGAAUUAGACAAAUUUUAGACAGAAAAAGUGAGAUGAUAGCAAACGUAGUGUCAAUUACUUUUACCGUUAGAUUUACUCGGAAAUAGCAGGUAUCGGGUAGAAACAUUGGACGUCGAGUCACGAGUUUUCUGAUCAGGAGUUAGAAAAAUAAACGUUCCUUCGUAUUAUGUAGUAAAAAAAAACAUCAAAAUGAAGGAUUGACUAUUUGUUGAAGACUAUAUAUUACUUACGGAAAAUAAAUUUCCAUAAAGUUACUUAUAAUUUAGUCCAUAAUCUAUAUACAAGUUUAGCACAAAGUUGAAGCGGGAAUUGGCAAUAUCACUUUCUUCCAGCCUUCCUUUCUAAAGAUGCAUUAACUUUCUUCCUUUGCGACAUACAAACUAGACUAUAAUAUACCGUAUAUGCGUAAAACGCUGAAAAAUAAUAACAUAUGAUGUUUCUUGUAAAACGAUGUCUCUCUUACAAGAGAGUUGACGUUUGUUUACCUGUUCUAUCCCAUGAGGUAUAAAUAAACAGAUAAAUGUAUUACAUUUCCCAAAGGGAAUGAAUAUUGCAAAUAUAUAUAAUUUUAAAAAA
This is a messenger RNA of Nasonia vitripennis (jewel wasp), 8351 nucleotides long. RefSeq names its product zinc finger protein 768 (gene klu). Bases 841 to 2502 code for a protein of 553 amino acids. Lineage: Eukaryota; Metazoa; Arthropoda; Insecta; Hymenoptera; Pteromalidae. Gene Ontology annotation, biological process: regulation of transcription by RNA polymerase II. The record is from RefSeq and is a predicted model, not a curated record. The transcript has 4 exons. Gene Ontology annotation, molecular function: RNA polymerase II cis-regulatory region sequence-specific DNA binding; DNA-binding transcription factor activity.